Molecule: messenger RNA, 1218 nt
Organism: Theobroma cacao (cacao)
Lineage: Eukaryota; Viridiplantae; Streptophyta; Magnoliopsida; Malvales; Malvaceae
Molecular function (GO): protein binding
Source: RefSeq, a predicted model, not a curated record
UAUCUGCUAUAAAUAGACUAACCAUUUCAGUUAUUUUCUAAAGAUUAUUAUUCAAUCUUAUCGAUGGAUGAAAGGUUGAGUGGUGCAGCUCUAUCAGGAAAUAUAGAUGCCUUGUAUGAUUUAAUCAAAGAUGAUGCGGAUGUUUUACGACGCAUCGAUGAGAUGGAGUUCGUUGAUACUCCACUGCACAUAGCUGCAGCUGCAGGGCACACCGAGUUUGCAAUGGAGUUGAUGAACUUAAAGCCAUCAUUCGCUAGGAAGCUCAACCAAUGCGGCUUUAGCCCCAUUUACCUAGCCUUGCAAGAGAAACAAGAAAAGAUGGUGGAUGAUCUCCUAUCAAUUGAUAAAGAUCUCGUUCGCGUCAAAGGGAGGGAGGGUUACACUCCUCUUCAUCAUGCAGUCAGAGAAGGAAAUGUUCCGCUUCUGUCUAAAUUUCUGGAGAAUUGCCCCAAUUCUAUCUUUGAUUUGACUAUUCGAAAAGAGACUGCUCUGCAUAUUGCAGCACAAAAUAAUAAUUUAGAAGCUUUCGAAGCCAUACUGUUUUGGAUUCACAAGACCCACGAAUACGACUACAUGGAGAAAAGAAGAAUCCUAAACUUACAGGACAAGGAUGGAAACACUGUGCUGCACAUGGCCGCAUCAAAUAACCAAACCCAGAUGAUGAAACUGUUAAUGGAAAGCAGGAUGGUUAAGGGGGAUAAGGUUAAUCAAAGUGGUUUUACAGCUUUGCGUGUCUUACAAGAACAAGCUCGAGUUGACAGCGCAGAGAGUGUGAACAUUCUGAAACCGCCUAAAGAGUACCGGAUGGAUUUUGGCCAAGUGUCAUAUGAUAUUUCGAAGAUGAAUCUUGAUACAAUCAAUGCGUUGCUAGUCGUAUUUGCUCUGAUUGUAACGAUGACUUACCAAGCUCUUCUCAGCCCGCCGGGUGGAAUUGAAGCUGCGGGGAAGUCAGUCAUCAAGCCUAACGUGUUUAUUUUGUUCUAUACUUUAAAUAUCGCAGCUUUUGGAAUUGCGUGGUUUUCAGCAGUGUUCAUCAUCAAGACAGUUGCCAACAAAAUCGCAGGUUAUGUGGUUAUACUGUUCUCAUUGAUCUGCUUGUGCUACAUUGUUGCACAUUUUAUCAUAGCGCCAACGCUACAUGUCGGUGGGGUUGCUUUUGCUGCUGCUUUCAUAAUUGGCAGCAUCCUUGCUAUAAUGGUUCAUGUAUCCAUCGCAUAA